Molecule: messenger RNA, 1391 nt
Organism: Salvia hispanica
Lineage: Eukaryota; Viridiplantae; Streptophyta; Magnoliopsida; Lamiales; Lamiaceae
Product: putative polygalacturonase At3g15720
Biological process (GO): carbohydrate metabolic process
Molecular function (GO): polygalacturonase activity
Source: RefSeq, a predicted model, not a curated record
AAAAAUUUGUAUCCAAACAAAGUGGUUGUUUUUGGAAAUAUGGAUUAUCAUCAUGUCACCUUAUUAUUCAUGCUACUGUCGUGCAUUGCUUCUUGUGCAUUUGGAGCAACAAACAUUUUCAACGUUUUGAGUUAUGGAGCUGUUGGAAAUGGAAGAGCCGAUGAUUCUCAAGCAUUUUUGAAGGCUUGGAAUGCAGCAUGCCAAGGCCAGGCCAAAUCGGGUGUUACUCCUGUAGUUUAUGCACCAGCAAAGAAGACCUUUCUUUUGGAUCCUUUGACCUUCAAAGGCCCAUGCAAAUCUUCUCGCAUUUAUAUGCUGGUGUCAGGAAAUAUGGUGGCACCAGUAAAAACAGCAUGGAGUGGGAAACAAGUAGAAGGAUGGAUCUUAUUCACUAGUGUGAACGGACUCGUUAUCAAAGGCAAAGGCGUGUUUGAUGGCAAAGGCGCUUCUUGGUGGCCUUCUAGACCUUGCUACAAUGAUCCAGCCAGAGGUGUUUUGUGCAAGGGGCCAGCUGGGAUGAUAUUCCGGAGAUGCCACGGGCUAAGACUGGAUGGAUUUACGAAAAUUAACGGACCAGGUAGCCAUAUGGUGAUUAUGUCAACUCAUGAUGUCGUCGUUUCUAAUCUGGUCAUAAUCGCUCCCGGGGAUAGCCCUAAUACGGAUGCAAUCGACAUCUCCGGCUCGACAAAAGUACAAGUCAGAAAUUCUUUCAUUGCAACAGGUGAUGACUGCAUUGCUAUAACUGCGGGAUCUUCCAAUAUUGAUAUCAGUGGAAUCACAUGUGGGCCCGGUCACGGUAUCAGCAUUGGAUCGUUGGGAGGUGGAGGAUUCGAUGUUGUUGAAAACGUACGCGUACGAAAUUGUACUCUAAAAAAUACCAUCACUGGAGUCAGAAUCAAGACUGUACAGGGAGGCACAGGAUAUGCAAGAAAGAUAUCAUUUCAAGGAAUUAAGUUUGAGGCUGUGGAUAAUCCCAUUGAAAUCGAACAAUUUUACUGCCCACUUAAACAGAACUGCAAAAAUGAUACAUCAGGAGUGGCAAUAAGCGAUGUGACAUUCAGUGCAAUAAGUGGAACUUCAAUUGCAGAAAAUGUGAUUAGUUUGAAAUGCAGCCAAAUAAACGCAUGCAAAAACGUAAGAUUGGAUCGAGUUUACAUCAAAUCAACCACUCCAAACAAGAAAGUUUCUGCAGUUUGUUUCAAUGCUCAUGGAACGGCCACUCACACUAAGCCAGCUGUCAAGUGCCUUUUGCCUUAGAAUUAUCAAACUCAUUUUUCUUCAUUUAUAUCUAAGAAAUUAUGUGUAUGAGUCACUCACUCACUAUGAGCACGUUGCUUAUUUCUGUUUAUGUAAGCUCUGGAUAAAUAAAAUUGGUUGCUUUUUUAGAUUCA